Molecule: messenger RNA, 6058 nt
Organism: Hemicordylus capensis (graceful crag lizard)
Lineage: Eukaryota; Metazoa; Chordata; Lepidosauria; Squamata; Cordylidae
Gene: ABRA
Product: actin binding Rho activating protein
Exons: 2
Coding region: 89-1297 (402 amino acids)
Biological process (GO): positive regulation of transcription by RNA polymerase II; positive regulation of Rho protein signal transduction
Cellular component (GO): sarcomere
Molecular function (GO): actin binding
Source: RefSeq, a predicted model, not a curated record
CCAUUCCCCUCUGGUAGUUAUUUGCUCCAGGAUAGUCUUCACUUAGUGGCUUCACACAAGAAUAGGUGAGGAAAUCGUAGCAAAGACCAUGCCUCCGGAUGAACACCAGAACACCACGCCUGCCAAAAGGGCCUUGAAAAAGAUCAGAACAGCUAGCCUGGUCAUCAGUUUGGCACGGGGCUGGCAGCAGUGGGCAACGGAUCACAAUACAAAGCAAUCUCAGGAGCCCAGUGGAUGGGUGCCCAAUGAAGAGAAGCCACUAGAGAAGCCACUAAGCAUUCCCUCAAGAGAGAGACACUUCCCAAAACAAUCUGCUCCUGUUAAGAAAGGCCAAGCAAAGGAUGAACCAAAUCAUCCUUCUGGACAGCAAGUACCAAAAGAAAAUGGAGAACAAAGCCCAAACGAGUCUGGUGAAGCCCUCCAGAAACUUAACAUUAGAAGCAAAGAAGUAACCAAAACAGUUGUAAGUAAACUGUAUGAAAGAAGCAGUGGCAUUAGUCUCCUCAGCGACAAGUAUGAAAAAGACAAUGGGUGUGCUGCUGAAAUGGACAAGAGUAAUGAAGACUCCAGAAAUAUUGACAGACUUCUUAGUGGUAGAAUGUCCCCUACGAGGAGGAGAAAGUGCUCUAACCUGGUAUCAGAGCUCACAAGGGGCUGGAAACAGAUAGAAGAGGAAGACAAGGCCCAGGAACUAGAACCACAAAAUUAUCACAGUGACAGCUUGGAAACUGAGGAUAGUGGCUAUGGGGGAGAUGCCGAGGACAGAUUUGAUGUGGAAGACAGUAGCCAAGAAACUGUGAGUGCUGUGAGGAUAAAACGGCCUUCAUCAUCAAUUGCAAACAGAAGCAUCAAAGCUCCAAAAAAAUAUAAUCCUGUUCAUAACCUGAGAGGCAGAUGGGAAGGCUGGGCCGACGAGCACGUGUUGACGCAGAAGCUCAACCCUUUUAGUGAGGAGUUUGACUAUGAGUUGGCCAUGUCCAUGCGCCUGCACAAAGGCGAUGAAGGCUACGGUCACCCGAAAGAAGGCACAAAAACCGCCGAAAGGGCCAAGAGGGCAGAAUGCCACAUCCACCAGGAAAUGAAAGACAUGUGCUUCAUCAUCCGAACAAUGGCACGGCAUCGUCGCGAUGGCAAGAUCCAAGUCACGUUUGGUGAGCUAUUUGACAGAUAUGUCCGGAUUUCGGAUAAAGUUGUUGGCAUACUCAUGAGGGCCAGGAAACAUAGGAUGCUGGACUUCGAAGGGGAAAUGUUGUGGCAAGGUCGGGAUGAUUAUGUGAUAAUAACUUUGUUGGAAUAACAGCUAUGCACUAUGCUUCAUGGGACAAUGCAAAGCAUAUUGAUUACUUUUACUACCAGUUAGCACAGAAUUUCUGCGCUUACCAGAAAGAACGUGACGUUAAUGAUCUGAACUUUCUCCCAUGACAUCACAUCUAUGUGUUACUAAGGUCAUGUACUUUGUCAGCCAGUAGCAUCUGGACUGAACUGUGCAGCAUUCUUACAAAAGUAGACUUACAGAAAAGGGAGUGAAAUCAACAUACUGUAUAUGCAGAAUGUAAUUGUUAAAAAUCCACCCUUUGAACCACAAAGGCGGCCUUGUAAAGAGUUCAGUGCACACUGUAUCCCUGUGGAUUUCCAUGUAAUAGUGGUGGCCAGUCAAUCUGCGAUCAACAUUUGUGUUCUGCUACAUGUUUCAGUAUUAAAAGAGUGGAAACUUAGGGGCAUGAACUGGACAUCUAUUGUAUGCCUAUUUCAGGGCCCUGAAAAUGUAUCCUGUGUUGUGUAAUCAACUAUACUGUAGCAUUACAUAUAUACAGAAACAUUACUGAUAUAAAUUGUGUAUUCAUGUGUGUAUAUACCAAGUAUAUUUUAUAGCAACCACUAUAAUUUCAAGAGUCCAAAAUCAAUUUUGUACACAAUCUAUGGCAAAUUGCAACUGCUUUGAACUGCAUAAGGAGAUUGCUUUUUUAAUGUAGAUAAUUAUAUUUAUUUUUAUAUUUAUAAUUAUGUAUUCAUGGCACUUGAUUGCCAGUGCUUGAAAAAUGUACAGAAUAGAUAGCAGAUAAAGAACACGAUAGUCUUAAAAGUGAUUCCACCGCCCACCACAGUAGGUUUUCUUUCAAACUGAAAGAUUGCACAUCUUCUUAUAGAAGAAACAUGUAUGAAUAUGUUGUGUCAACAUAAGGAUGAAGUUAUUCUCAGAUUUACAUGCAUGCAGGAAUUUCUUUUAAGAGGGAAACAUACUUCAAUACUGAAUCAGCGCAGUAUCAAAAACUAUGAUAUUAAGUGGUUUUUGAAGGAAAUAGCUGAUUCACAAGCAUAGACUUGCACAAACAUUUAGGAGAAAUAAAUAGAAAUGUGUUAGAAAACAAAGUAUUUUGCCUCUAAGGAAUAAAUUCCAUACUUUUCUAAGCAUGGAAUAUCACUUCAGUGAUAUUAACAUUGUAUAUAAUGUUGCUUCCUUUGUAGGAAGUGGAGCUGUGGGGAAUGCUAGUCUAUUAAAAAAAAUUUAAAAAAUCCCUGGACAAGAACAUUCUGAACAGUCUGCAUUGGGACUGAAUUUGGAAACUACAGAAUUAAGUUCCAAGAUGCUGUCACAGUUCUCUAGUUGUACUUGUCUUCCUAUGCAUGUUUUUUGGGCUUUUUAUUGCAAUCACAACUAUUUUAUUCAGGUUUUCUGCUCAGGAUCAUUAAUUUUAAACGUGCUCAAGUACCGGCCGCUCUCUAGAUUUGGUUCAUGGAUGGCACAACUCAUUUGUUCCCCAGGUUGCUGACGGCAUGGGCCAGUGGUUCAAAAGUAAGAUGCAGAUACUGACUGUUCUUGUCAAAUACAGGGACUUUAUCCAUCACCACGGUCCCUUUGUUAGUUUACAUUAUCUUAUUUAUAUACCACCUGAUAUAUAUAUAUAUCUCUAGGCAAUGUAAAUAGUCCUAAAUACAAUAUUAAAACAUAAUAUUAAUGGAAAGCAUUUUUAUAACACCCUGCAUGAAAGCUCAAAUUGUUUAGGGCAAUAUCACUUACUGGAUCAGACUAAUCUAGUCCGUCCUAGGAAGCCACAAGCAGAACAUGAAGACAGUAGCCAUUACCUGCUGUUUGCUCCAGCCUGGGCUUUCAUUGGCAUACUGCCCUGCAAUCUGGAGGUUCCCUUAUGACCAAUAGCUAUUAAUAGACCUCUCCUCAAUAAUAAUAAUAAUAAUAAUAAUAAUAAUAAUAAUAAUAAUAAUAAUAAUAAUAAUAAUAAUUUAUUAAAUUUCUAUACUGCCCUUCCAAAAAUGGCUCAGGGCAGUUUACACAGAGAAAUAAUAAAUAUUAUUUAUAAAACUUAAAUUUCUUUAAUUCCUCCCUUUAAAGUUGUCUAAUCCGAAAGUCAUAAUCGCACCUUUUGGCAACAAGUUUUCAUAAACCAGUAGUUGUGGGUUGUGUGAAAGUGUACUUACUUGCCUGUCCCAAUUCUACUACCAAACAUAUGAAUAUAAGCCGCCUUAUAGCGAGUCAGAUCCUUGGUGUAUCUUGCUCAGCUUUGUCUACACUGACUGGCAACAUCUGUCCAAGGUUUCAGGGAGGAGUCUCUCCCAGCCCUACCUGGAGAUGCCAAGGAUUGGAGCUGGGGCUUCUGCAUGCAAAGCAAAUGCUCUUAACACUGUACUAUGCACCCAUCCCUGAAUCAUUUUUCAUUGGAUGACCCUUGUUCAGUGAUGGCAAAUGAAAUUGAUUUAUUUAUUGUAACUGGGGAUGAUGGGAAAUGCAGUCCAACAACUGGAGAACAUCAGGUCGGCCAGCCCUGUCAUAGGAUUAUGCAACAGGGACAAACUCUUUGUCCAUUGGGACUGCAAACUCCUCACAUAUCAUCCUUAAUCACAACUAAAACAGUGCUUGGAAUAGAAUCUGCACAGCAUCCCUCCCACGGUUGAUGCUGAUGUCUCUCAAGUCCCUUUUUAGAUUGUUAACCCUUUAGGGACAGGGAGCCCACUCCUUAAACUGUGUUGAGAACUUUCAUUGAAAAGUGGUAUACAGAUAGUAAUAGCAGCUGUUUCCCAUUUUUUCCACUGGAAAGGGCCCAUUUACCUCUACACAAACUGAUUACUACUCUAAACCAAGUUUACAGUAGCCUGGGUAAGAAGUCUGUUGACUGUUUUCAAACAGUAUCCAAAUAGUCUUGAGAAUAGCACAAGCAGGGCAGGAAGGUAACAGGCCUCCUUUGCUGCUUGUUCCCCAAUUACUGGUAUCAGGUCCAAACAGAGAAUUGCAGCUACUCACUAUUGUGGAUAACUAUGGACAGACCUCCAUGAACUUGACCUAAACCUUUCUAAGGCUGGGCUGCACAACUUUGGCCCUCCUGCUGCUGUUGGACUACAAUUCCCAUCAUCCUCAGCCGCAAUGGCCAAUGGUUAGGGAUGAUAGGAGUUGUAGUCCAACAACAGCUGGAGGGCUGAAGCUGAGCAGCCCCUGUUCUAAGGCAAAGGCAUGCCUAAACAUGGAGCUGUACAAGGUACCAAUGAGUGGACUGUGCUACUUUAGAUUGUGGCGAGUGCCAUUUUGAAAUGCUCCACAUGGGAGAAGAGUGAUUCUCAAAAAUUAAGAGUAAUCAGGGAGAGAGGUUUUAGUCAGCUUGCUCCGUGCUGGAUUAGUUUUCCAUUUUCUGAAAGGGAAUCUUUCAUAAAGGAAGUAUUCAAAAACCAGCAAUAGAAAGUGGAAUAAUAGACAGCAGCUUAAAGAAAUGAAAAGUGACUUCAGCUGAUUGGGUCUAGCACUGUGGAUGUCUUGGCACAGCAGAAGAUUACAUGAAAAGUCUGUCUCUAUGUAUCUAAAUGAAACGAGAUGCUGGACCUUUGGUCUGAUUCAGCUACAUCAGGGGUUCUCAACUUUGGACCCUAAUAUGGUUGCCUACAACAUCCAUAGUCAUAAUGGCCAAAGGUAAUUUUUUAUCUUUUAUUUAUCUCAGUCUUUUAACUGGAAAUUGACUGCAGCCAGGGGUGCUUUAAAUGCCAAAGAAUUUCCCUGGCAACUGGCCCACAAUACUAUGGGAAAGAAACCACUACCACAAUGUCAUGUUUUUGCCAUCAUUGCUGGGAAAAAUAGGACAGCUCCCAAUAACCACAGGGAACCCACUGCUUGGAAUCAGGUAAUCCUCCCACCAAUGUACCAAACCAAUUGGAUGCAUGUUUUUGAUAUGAUGCUUCUCCCCUGUGCAUCAACAUACUGCAAAAUUAAGUUUUGAAUCGGAACUAAUUCAAACACCAAUCAUUUGUUCAGUGCCCAGCUGUACCAAUCAGUUUUCUAUUAUAUAUAUUACGUUCUUCCACUUCCUUUAGCUGCUUUGUUAUUUCAUAUCACCGUAUCAAGAUUUUUUUAAUAGGUUGGAUUUGAUUACUUAUGCUUUUCUCCUUUAGGCAAAAGAAGCAACAGUUCUAUUUAGGCUUCAGUUAAAAGUCUUUACACAAAAAUAUAUUCUAAGCACUUUGCUCCUACAGUUGCUCAGAUUUUAUCCCUGUGCUCUAAUGCUAGUGUGUGCAUGUUUUAUUUAUUUCUACUUUGUAUACUGCUUUUCACUUCAUGUUCCCAAGACAAUUUACAAACAUAAGAAAGCAAAAAAAAAAACAUCAUCAAAGAUAACACAAUAGCAAAAAACCAAGACCACAAAGGCAACUAGGUAAAAGGCUGGCUAAGCCAAUGUUAACUGCAAAGGGAAAGAAGAUCUGAAUGCUUCAGAAAGAAGACCUGAAUGAAGUGGGACUAUAUGGAGCACCAGAGUUUUUUCUCCAGCCUGCAAGCUUUUGAAGCCAUUUUGAGGAUUCCCAGCUUCAAGGCAUGUAUUUGAGAUAUGUAUGUAGUUAAUGUGUAGUCUUCAAGGUUGCAGAAUAUAAGAUACACGAUAAGACUUACAUAAGCAAAAACAAAUAUCGAAAUUGUAACUAUACGAGAUGUUCUUUUAAACAAAUACUUAUUUUGGUAUUUUCACAUGCCAAAACCGUCGUCAUCAAUAAUGUCGAGUGAUGUUAUCUUCGUUUAUCUAGGAGUCAUUUUGCUUAGAUUUUUAAUAAAAUGAGGAUGGAUUUCAAA